Myotis daubentonii (Daubenton's bat) is the source of this 2168-nucleotide messenger RNA. RefSeq names its product TNFAIP3 interacting protein 3 (gene TNIP3). The record is from RefSeq and is a predicted model, not a curated record. Gene Ontology annotation, biological process: cellular response to lipopolysaccharide; regulation of transcription by RNA polymerase II. Lineage: Eukaryota; Metazoa; Chordata; Mammalia; Chiroptera; Vespertilionidae.
GUGAGCCGGAAGGAGUCAGCGGUCACCUCCCGGCUCUGGGAAAUGCAGGGAGGUGAUGGCAGUGAGGGGCCUGGUUUGCCCGGCUCCGGUGACUUCCCCUCCCCGGAGGACGCUGCCAGGAAAGGAAGAAUGGCGAUUUACAUACCACAGCAGGGCUAAUCCACCCCUAGCCUCUGAGUCACAGCCUGCCGGCUUGAGACAUCCCGGGAAAUCCCGGCUUGGAAGAGAGGAAACGUUAAAAUCGCAGUUGCUGGGCUUGUAACCAUUCCGUGCAGCGUGCGUCCAUCCGAGCACGCUGUUCCCUUGUAAGGAAGAGACGCUGUCCCUGUUUUCCACGCGCUGUGGGCUUUUGAAACUUUGUAUGCUUGGCCUCCCUUGAAACGACACCUCAAGAGCCAUUUUCUUUCUUCUUUUCCUUCUGCUCUCCAAGACACCAGGACAGACAGCCCCCCCGGCGCACCCUGAGCAGGGCACGCGGAGAAUGAGCGCUGUGGAAGGCGCCACGGAGCCCACGGAGUGUGCUGACCCAUCCAGAGGAAAGAGCUCGACAAAUCCUCUUGAACGAAAGAUAAGGUGCCUGGAAAAACAGAGAAAAGAGCUCCUGGAGGUGAACCGGCAGUGGGACCAGCAGUUCCGAAGCAUGAAGGAGCUGUACGCCGGGAAGCUUGCAGAGCUGCAGACGAAGCUGGAGGCCACAGAGCGAUUCCUCAGCGGCCUGGAGAAGGGACGGCCAGCGAGCCCCAGGGCCAGCGCCGGGCCCGCGGACCUGGCCCAGGAGCAACAGCAGAGAGAAGAGAAGGAAAAGCAGAGCCAGAGUGAAGAAUUACUCGCGUUGAAGAAAGAAAACAAGCUGUUGAAGGAGAACAAUGCCGCCAUGAGCAGGAGGCGGGAACAUUAUGAAUGUGAAAUAAAACGCCUUAACAAGGCUCUUCAGGAGGCCCUGAAGGUCGAGUGCGCUCCGCUUCCCGAGGACCGUCUGGGGGGGCCUGAGGCGGGGUGCGGGCACGAGGACAUGAGGACAGAGAUGGAGGUGCUCAGACAGCAGGUGCAGAUCUACGAGGAAGACUUCAGAAGGGAGAGGUCAGACCGAGAGAGACUCAACCAAGAGAAAGAGCAGCUGCAGCAAAUGAACCGGACGUCGCAAUCCCAGCUGAGCCAGCUGAAGUCCGAGGUAAAAGCGUGCCGGCUGGAGCAAGAAAGGCUGGAACGGCAGUUGGAACAGAUGCGCAUCCCGGCCUGUCGCUGCGGCCUGGGUCUCCACCUGCCGGACGCGGGCGCCCCCGCCGGCCCCGGGGCCGUGCCGGACCUGCCGAGGCUGCCGCCAGACCGCCAGCGUGGUGCUCCGGGCCGGCUGCCCCCAGACGCGCAGCACGCGGCGCACGGUUUCUCCUCAGAAAAGAAAGAUGACCAGUAGCCCGAGGAGCAUGGGCGCAGGGAGAGCCCGACGGGGUGCUCGCUGCCCGUGACAGUGGCUCGCGUCCGCCAGCUGCCCUGUCACCUGCCCCGCCCCCGUGUGACGCCUGGGCCCGGGCAGAGGAAAAGGCUCUGACGGCUGAGAUCCCGUGGGGUCUGCGAGGCCAGGGUGGCACGGCCCACACACCGCCGUGUCCGCGGCACAGACUGGCAGGCGAUCGCGCGCCACUCCCUGAGACCCCGGCACACGCCAUGGGGUGCACAGGGGCAGCUCCGUGAUCCCGGCAACUCCCCGCUGGUGCGAGAUUGUAUUUGACGGGAACACAUGUUCCCCGAGGAAAGUGUCUGCAGUGGUACAGGUUGGCUCUGAGGGUUUUUGGGGGGCUCAGCCUGGAGGCGGUUUAGCCAGGCCUCACUCCGACCCUCACUCCUGGCCUCAGAGACCCAAAGGCAGGACCGAGGAGGUGUCGAUCCUUGUGGGAACCACAUGAGUGCUUCGACCUGAAUAAAAUGAUAAGCUUGCCACUUUUCCUUACUCGAGGUGCGGAGAACGGGGCGCCGCCUUCGUGCGGGGCGACUAGACCGUGAGGGGAGUCCUGGCGGCACCACUGGCUGGGCCCCGUGUGCGCCCAGAAGCAGCUCAGAGACCUGGGGUUUGCGGUUAAAUGUGUGGUUUUGUUUCCUGUGGAUUCGAGUGGCUGUUAAUGAAAAGCAUAACCCCAGCUUCUCACGCCAAUUAAAAUGCAAAGCAAAUG